GGGGGGGGGGGGGGGGGAGGCUCUUCUACAUGCCUUACUGGGCUUCCGAGGCUGGUCUCGGGAUAUUUGACACCGACCUCCAAAAGCUUCUCGUCCACCGCAAACUCGAACUAAUCUGUCUCGUCAAUACCCCCGCCCCCUCCCCACUAAGCCGAGAGGCUCGUUCUACCUAGGAGGUCGGCUUACCAGCUGCGUUUCCCCUGAUUCGGUGCUUGUUUUACUCUCGUUGACGAGCCUCGUGUGUCUGGGAAAAUCCGGGUCACGGCUUUAUCUUAAAAGACACUCCCCCUUGCUUGCUCUCCAUUGUCGCCCAGUGCCAUUCUAUCCUCAUCCUUUUCCGUGGUAUUAUCUCCAGGACACCCGCAUACACGUACAGACACACAGGCACACGCAAAGAAAACCAGACAUAGACUCACACCGGGACAAUGGCGUCUGUGAGAUCUUUCCCCUCCAUCAAGGAGAUCCGGACGUUCGUCAUUGGGGGCGUCGGCUCAGGCGGGGAUUACCACAACGUCAAGGGCGGCCACUGGCUCAUUGACAGCCCCAUCUCCACUCCAUGUUCGCGUUGGGAGCAGUACCGCAACUCGAGAACGAGCUGGGGUAUCAACGUUCUCGGCUCUUUCCUUAUUGAGAUUGAAGCGACCGACGGCACCGUCGGCCUUGCCACUGGUUUUGGAGGCCCUCCAGCUUGCUGGCUCGUCCACCAACACUUCGAGCGUUUUCUCCUGGGUGCUGACCCACGCAACACGAACCUAUUGUUCGAGCAGAUGUACAGAGGCUCCAUGUUCUACGGCCGAAAGGGUCUCCCUCUUGCCGUUAUCUCCGUCAUCGAUCUAGCCAUCUGGGACUUGCUCGGCAAGCUGAGGAAUGAGCCCGUAUAUAAACUGAUUGGGGGUGCCACCAAGGAGCGUCUCGACUUUUACUGCACCGGUCCCGAGCCUAGUGCGGCCAAGGAAAUGGGCUUUUGGGGCGGCAAGGUUCCUCUCCCCUACUGCCCGGAGGAAGGCCAUGUCGGUCUCAAGAAGAACGUCGAAUUCCUGCGCAAGCAUCGCGAGAGCGUCGGUCCCGAUUUCCCCAUCAUGGUUGACUGCUACAUGAGUCUCAACGUUCCAUACACCAUUGAGAUUGUUAAGGCCUGCGAAGACCUGAACAUCAACUGGUGGGAGGAGUGUCUGUCGCCCGACGACACGGAUGGUUUUGAGCAGAUCAAACGUGCACACCCGACGAUCAAGUUCACAACGGGAGAGCACGAGUACUCCCGUUUUGGGUUCCGCAAGCUCAUCGAGGGCCGCAAUCUGGACAUUAUCCAGCCGGACGUCAUGUGGCUCGGCGGUCUCACGGAGCUGCUCAGGGUGUCGGCGAUGGCUUCUGCAUACGACAUCCCCGUCGUCCCGCACGCCAGUGGCCCCUACAGUUACCACUUUGUCAUGUCGCAGCCCAACACGCCGUUUCAGGAGUAUCUGGCCAACUCGCCCGACGGCAAGAGCGUGCUGCCCGUCUUUGGAGACCUGUUCCUUGACGAACCCAUUCCCACCAAGGGCUUCCUGACGACGGCGGACCUCGACAAGCCUGGCUUUGGACUCACGAUCAACCCGGCAGUGAGGUCGAAGCUCAUCUCGGGCAGGUCACUGCUCAACGUCAACCCCGAGAGACCGCUUAAGCCAGCGGAGGGGACGGAGACGAGUGAAACGAAAGGCCUUGUGCAUGACGUGACGACAAAGGUGCAGGAUCUCACGACUUCUUCGAAAUAGGGAAAGCAUAGGAGUUACGCCGCGACGACGAUAGACCAAGGAAACGGUCGGGGGGAGGGCGCUAGCUAAACAUCAUCUAAUCCGUCGCGGCCAUGUAUUGUGUAGCGCAGGUUGCUCAACAAAAUCACACUAGAAAAAACCCUACUGAGUUUUCGACAACAACAUGAGACACACACACACACACAUAGAGAGAGAGAGAGAGAGAGAGAGAUUGUGUGCGUGCACCCUGAUCGCGCGGUAUCCCGGAGCAGCUAUAAAGAUGAUAUUUUAUCAGCAAGCACAGAAACUUGUUUGCAUGCAGGCAAGUGUCUUGGACAAGAAUAAUAACAGUAAGGGGUAGGCGGGCUGAACUGCGAGGGUUGAGCCAGCCUGGUCAAGUGCGCAUGAUGCACGAGGAUUUCCGGAUGUUGCUUGCUGUCAAGGUACACCGGCUUGCAUCGCAGUAGCAGUCGGGGGGAAGGAAG
Molecule: messenger RNA, 2215 nt
Organism: Colletotrichum navitas
Lineage: Eukaryota; Fungi; Ascomycota; Sordariomycetes; Glomerellales; Glomerellaceae
Product: mandelate racemase/muconate lactonizing enzyme domain-containing protein
Exons: 4
Coding region: 426-1751 (441 amino acids)
Biological process (GO): carbohydrate catabolic process
Molecular function (GO): magnesium ion binding; L-rhamnonate dehydratase activity
Source: RefSeq, a predicted model, not a curated record